AUGGUCGCUCGUCAUUAUGCUACCGAAUCGAUUGUCUAUCUUCUUGCAGCGAAUAUGGAUCGUGGAAUUCAGGACUAUCAACUGGAAGCGGCCAUUGGAAAAGUCGCCGCAUCGGAAAAUGCCUGGUAUGUAUGUGAUGAGGCGAUUCAGUUGCAUGGAGGAAUGGGAUUCAUGAAAGACUGCGGUCUGGAACGGGUCAUGAGGGAACUUGCGAAUCUUCAGGUGGCUCUAAACCUAGAUCAAAUCUUCGAAGGAGCCAAUGACGUCAUGCGGCUAUUCGUGGCUCUUACCGGAGCACAACAUGCUGGAAGGCAUCUACAGCAGGUGGCUAAAGAAAUCAAGUCCGGCGGCUUCGGAACUCUCUUCGGACAGGUCGUGAAGCGAGCGACUGGUGGCAGCACCGGAGCGGAUUUCGCUGCCGUGGUGGAUCCAGCCCUGACCGAUUCCGCCAAGAAGUUGGAUGAUUGUAUCAACGAGUUCGGCAAAACAGUUGAGAAGCUUCUUAUGAAGUACAAGAAGGGCAUUGUAGGUAAGUGUUCAAAACCUAUUGGAGCGUAG
Messenger RNA from Cooperia oncophora, 558 nucleotides. NCBI's taxonomy places the organism in Eukaryota, Metazoa, Nematoda, Chromadorea, Rhabditida, Trichostrongylidae. The record is from the annotation of a GenBank genome assembly.